GCCUCCCCCGAAGGAUAAUCUUUAUACAAACCUCAUCGUUGUCCCUUUUUUUUAAUUUAGUUACUUAUCGAUUUCGCUUAUGGCUAUAGGCCGCUAUCGGAGACUGCGGCUUAUGGCCAUCACAACCACCGACGCUGCUCUCGAUUAGUUUUCUCCGCUUCUUCCAUAAAAGGCAGCAAGUAGGUCGUUGUGACUGGCAAACCUCGUCGCCGACGCGGCUGUGCGUAUUUUGUAAAAAUCGCGCCCAUCGGAUGCGCCAUGUUGUCGUACGUUAUGGUUUGGUAAAGAAACGACUCAAGCAAACGCGGGUCAGUGAUCGCUGAAGCCGCAUUGGAGCAGCUGGCGGAUUAGAGAGGUCCAUAUGGGCGACCCUGCCUCGGACAGAGCGCGGGCGGCCGAUUGUAUUGGGUGGGGACCCAAAGGGCAACAAUUUCCUUUACACCAACGGACACUAUGUCGUGAUCAGGGAUAUUCAGUUGCUUUUUCAUAUUCACAGAAUCCAUCCAUAUGCGACAUUUAUGCAGAGCACUCCACGGCGACAACUGUGGCAAAACAUUCGCCGAGCGGGUUCUAUAUCUGUUCGGCAGACUGCUCAGGGAAGAUCCGUAUUUGGGACACGGUGAACAGGGAGCACGUACUUAAAAAUGAGUUCCAGCCAUUUAUCGGUACCAUUAAAGAUCUUGCCUGGUCCCCGGAUAACCAGCGCAUCGUUGUUGUUGGAGAAGGCCGAGAAAGAUUUGGCCACGUUAUCGCUGCUGAGACGGGAACGUCCGUUGGUGAGAUCGGUGGACAUAGUGGGACCAUCAACUCGGUUGAUUUCCGGCCCUCACGCCCGUUCCGUAUUCUCACGGGUUCAGAAGAUAAUAUGGCAAACAUUUACGAGGGACCUCCAUUCAAGUACAAAACGUCACUUCAACAUCACAGCAAGUAUGUUCAAUCAGUGCGCUAUUCGCGGAACGGAAAGCUUUUCGCUACUGGAGGUUUCGAUGGCAAAAUCUUCAUCUACAACGCAGACACGUAUGAACUGAUCGGCGAAUGUGGCUCACCAGCGCACAAGGGCGGAGUGUAUGGCGUUUCAUGGUCUCCAGACGGCUCCCAGCUGCUGUCAUCUUCGGGCGACAAAUCCUGCAAAAUCUGGGACGUUGAAAGCCUUAAGGCAGUCACACAGUUCGUAAUGGGCACAGACGUGCUGGACCAGCAGGUAUCGUGCCUCUGGCAAGACGAACACCUGCUAUCGGUCGGUCUGUCUGGCUUCAUCUCGUACUUGGACAAGAACAACCCAGCUAAACCGCUUCGCGUUCUUAAAGGUCACAAUAAACCGAUUACAGCUAUGACAGUGUCAGAAGAUAAAUCCAAAAUCUAUACCGGAAGUCAUGAUGGUUUCGUCACCAGAUGGCAGUUGGCGACGGGAGAGCAGGACCGUGUAAAGGGUCAAUGCCAUACGAGCCAGGUACAAGACAUGUGCGUUAGUCCUGACAGCAUUUACACCUGUGGAUUUGAUGAUACCCUUCGCAAAAUUGAUCCCGUUGCCGAUGAAUACGCCCUCUGGACAGUGUCAGCUGAAUCGCAACCUCGCGGCAUUUCAACAGAUGGCCGUUUGAUAGCAGUGGCUGAACACCAGGACAUUGCAAUUAUCGAAGGCGAAAGUAAAAAAAUAGUUCAUCCUAUAAAGUAUGAGGCAUCAUGUAUUUCUAUCCACCCAGAGGGAAGCCACGUCGCCGUGGGAAGCUGCAGUGACAAUAAAGUACACGUGUAUGCGAUCACCCCGAAUGAGUUAGACGAGCGUGCGACAAUGGAGCACCGUGCGGCCAUCACGGACAUCAAGUAUUCCCCCCAAGGGAACCUUCUGGCCGCCUGCGAUGGGAAUCGUAUGAUACGCCUUUAUUCGGUUCAGGACAGCUAUGCCCCAGCCCAUGAUCUCGAUUGGUGCUUCCAUACCGCUAAAGUCAACUGUCUCGCAUGGGCGCCCAAUUCGUUGUUUCUUGCAUCUGGUAGUCUGGACACCUCAUUGAUUAUUUGGAGUGUGGAAAACCCGAUGAAGCAUCUAAUACUUAAAAAGGCCCACCCUCAAGCGCAGAUUACCAAAGUUGCUUGGAUCGACAACAGGACGAUCGUGUCAACGGGUCAGGAUAGCAACGUGAAGCUCUGGGAUAUACAACUCUAGCGACAAGGACCUAUGCAAAAGCCAACAAACUUGACAGCAUUGUCGAAAAUUCACAUAUAGAAGACUGAUGAAUGCUAACAAUCAUUUCGUUCGGGAAGCAAAAUGAAAAUAAAAUAAACGCGGCACUGCCAACCUC
Varroa destructor (honeybee mite) is the source of this 2300-nucleotide messenger RNA. RefSeq names its product actin-interacting protein 1 flr (gene flr). Gene Ontology annotation, molecular function: actin filament binding. Gene Ontology annotation, cellular component: cortical actin cytoskeleton. The record is from RefSeq and is a predicted model, not a curated record. Gene Ontology annotation, biological process: sarcomere organization; locomotion; actin filament depolymerization. NCBI's taxonomy places the organism in Eukaryota, Metazoa, Arthropoda, Arachnida, Mesostigmata, Varroidae.